Messenger RNA from Acanthopagrus latus (yellowfin seabream), 1152 nucleotides. RefSeq names its product synaptonemal complex central element protein 2 (gene syce2). NCBI's taxonomy places the organism in Eukaryota, Metazoa, Chordata, Actinopteri, Spariformes, Sparidae. The transcript is spliced from 5 exons. The coding region runs from base 185 to 646 and encodes 153 amino acids. The record is from RefSeq and is a predicted model, not a curated record. Gene Ontology annotation, cellular component: central element. Gene Ontology annotation, biological process: synaptonemal complex assembly.
AAUUGGUGAAAGCAAUUAAGUGUAUUUAUUAAUUUGCCCAACCUUAACCCCAAAUAACCCAAAAAACAUUAGAUUCUUACAUGUAGCUCAGGAAGUUGGCUCUUCUUGGUGCUGCUAAUUUCUUCACUUCUUCCAGCGCUCCUAACUGAACUGGAUUUACUCCUGCUGAGUCUGAUACAGCGAUAUGGAUUUUUCCUUUGAUGAGCUGCCCUCCACUUCUCAGUCCACUCCCAAGAGCCGACAUGAAGCCUCAGAGAUGCCAGAAGACCAUGAUUCAUCAGGAGGGAUGUCCUCGAGCAUGGGCAUGACUGACAUCCAAGAGAAUACCUGCUCAAGCAUUGAUGAUAUCCGUAGAAGAGUGCAGGAUCUGGUAGAGGAGAUUAACAACAACCGCACCAGUGACCAGAAAGUGAUGGACGGCUUUGAGGAGAAGUUAAUGAAGAAGGUGCCAGAGAUGUGCCAGCAGAUGAAGGAGCUCAUGUACUCGGUAUAUGAGGAAAACAGCAAUAAGAUGGAGGGGAAGCUGCAGGAGUUGUUCGAGGUGCUGGAGAGGUGCACUAAACUCAACAUGGAGCUCGUGGAGGCCAACCAGGCUCUGUCAGGUCUCAGAGAGGCCCUGGCCAUUAGCCAGACACCAGAACCCUGAGAAAUUAGCUAUUACUCUGAUGUCCACUUUAUAUUUGAACUAGUUCAGGUGUUAUUCAGAUUUACUUACUUAUUCUGAAUGUUUUCUUUUGUUAAUAUAUUGAGUAUUCAGAACAAGGUUCAGGUUAAAAACUUAGUUUCAAUGAAAAAACUAAAGCUGAAUCCAGGUUAUAUUUAUGGUCAGUUUCAGUAUCUAUUGACUAACAGUAACACAUAAGCCUAUUUGGGGGGGCUGUCAGGUGUUAACAUAUGUACAUAAAUAUACAUUAUAUUUGUAAUGUAUUACAGAGCCCCAUUGUGUCUGUAGUACUUUGUAUAUCACCAAUGCAGAUGUUCAGACCUACUCCCACUAAUAUAUAAAGAAAAAUGUUAAACGACAACAGAAGAUCAUUUAAUUUGAAUAUGGCACACAACACCUCAGAUGUACUCACACCUUUUCACUCAUUCAAAGUCCUUUAUUUACAUAUUAAAUUAUCACAAAAUAAAACUCAUAAUGCCACAACUUUA